Paramecium sonneborni is the source of this 1641-nucleotide messenger RNA. The record is from the annotation of a GenBank genome assembly. NCBI's taxonomy places the organism in Eukaryota, Ciliophora, Oligohymenophorea, Peniculida, Parameciidae.
AUGUUUUUGAUAUUCACUUUGUUAUUCUCUCUAGGUUAGAGUGAAUUAGUUUAUCUUGGAUUUAAGAACUAUACAAUGGCAAAGAAAGAGUAUUAACCUUUAAUUGUCUUCUAUUAUGGAGAUGAUAAAUAAUCAAAAAAGUUUCUAGAUGAUUUUAUUGCUAUCGCCACAGGCUCUCAUAGUCUUUAAAAAACAGGCACAUAUCCUACAAAUAUCAAUUUUGGAUUAGUUAACGCAGUCGAAGAAAAAAAACUAAUAGAAAAAACAUAGAUUUAAGUCACUCCAUCUAUCUUUCUAUUUUAUGCUGACACUUAAAAAUAAAAAUAUUCUGGUGCCUUUAAUGCAUAAGCCUUUUUAAAUUGGCUUAAAAAAACUUAUAGGGAUUCUCCAGAAUUAAGUAUUCAAUUAAUCUAAUUAUAGAUGAAUUCUAUCCAUCCUCUCUUCUGUAAAAAUGGGAUCAAUUUGUUAAUAAAAUCAACAGUUUCUAAUUAAUAGCUUUCUUAGCCACUCCUGAAUAUAGAGUUUCACCUUUAAAAGCUUUUGUUUAGGCUGCCAAAUAAAUACCUUAAGGAGUAUAUUAAUAUAUAAAUAUUCUUAGUAUGUCUUUUGUCACAUUUUUAAUCCAGAUCUAUAUUAACAUUUGGGCUUGAAAAAAGAAGAAAGUGGUCUUGUUAUUUAUAGCAAAUUAGAAGAUCUAGAAGAUAUUAGUGAAGAAAAAACCAAAAAAUAUUAAACCUAUUUAUAUAGAUUCAAAGGAGAUGUCAAAAAUACUGAUGAAAUCCUUUAAUUUUUAAAAAUUUAUGCUUUUAAAAAAGGAUUCGUUUAUGUAGAUGAUACUAAGUUUUAGAAAUUAUCCAGAAGAGUAGACUUAUUACCUUCAGUUAUUUUAUUAUACAAUAAAACAAGUAUUUUUAAUAUUAAUAUUUAUAAUAAGACCCUGAACAUGAAAAAUAUGUUUAACUAAUGUAAGAUGCUAGAUAUACACUAUUAAAUAAAGCUAUUCUUGGUGUUCUUGAUGUUGAUGGAGAUUGUUAAGAAAGAUUAGAAAGAGUUUAUGAAAUAAAUGUUAAUACAACGUAAUUGCCAUAAUUGAUUGCUAUGAAACCAAUUGAUGAUAAUAGAUUCUAUAAAUAUAAAAAAGGACCAUUAGAUCCAGUUCAAUUUUAUGAAUAAAUUUAAUCAGGAUAAAUAAAACCAUUCUAUAGAGAUGAAGGCAUUUUACAAAAUUUAUAUGAUGGAGCAGGAAUCUACAAACUAACAAGAUCUACUUAUUAUCCAUUCAUUAAAGAAUAAAAUGAUAAAGGAAUAGAUGUUGUUGUAACUUUUACUGCUAAGAAAUGCUAACCAUGUAAAGACUUUAGACCAGAUUAUAAUGAAGUAUUUAAGAAAGUAUAUUAUUUAUAUAUUUAAUUUUAGCAUAAAUAAGUAAUUGAAGGAAAAGUUAUUUUUGCUAGAUGUGAUAUUGAAAAUAAUGAAAUUGAUGAUCUUCAUAUUGAUUCUUAUCCUCAUGUUAAAUUAUAUGCUGCUGGAAAAGAGCAUCCAUCAACAUUACAUUAACAAAAAACAGAAGAGAGUUUAACUCAAUGGUUAAGUGAAUAAAGUAAUUACGGAAAUUUAUUCAAAGUUAAAACAGAUUUGUGA